Molecule: messenger RNA, 1180 nt
Organism: Neogale vison (American mink)
Lineage: Eukaryota; Metazoa; Chordata; Mammalia; Carnivora; Mustelidae
Gene: STARD5
Product: StAR related lipid transfer domain containing 5
Exons: 6
Coding region: 75-716 (213 amino acids)
Molecular function (GO): lipid binding
Source: RefSeq, a predicted model, not a curated record
CCCAGACCCAGAGCCAACCUAGGCCACAGCACGGCCGGGCCGGGAUCCCGUAACCGCGGGGACCCCUUGGCGCGAUGGACCCCGCGCUGGCCGCGCAGAUGAGCGAGGCGGUGGCGGAGAAGGUGCUCCAGUACCGGCGGGACGAGUCAGGAUGGAAGAUUUGCCGGGAAGCCAAUGGAGUGUCAGUUUCCUGGAGGCCAUCUGUGGAGUUUUCAGGGAACCUGUACCGGGGAGAAGGCAUCGUGAACGCGCCCCCAGAGAAGGUGUGGGACUGCAUCAAGCCACUUCCUGGGACCCUUCGAGCCAAGUGGGAUGAGAACGUGACCAGCUUUGAAAUUAUCGAAAGCCUCACUGAUACAUUGUGCGUGAGCAGAACCACCAGCCCCUCGGCUGCCAUGAAGCUCAUCUCCCCCAGAGACUUCGUGGACUUGGUGCUCAUGAAGACGUACGAGGACGGGACCCUCAGUUCCAGUGCUAUCAACGUGGAGCACCCGUUGUGUCCCCCGAAGCCUGGUUAUGUGCGAGGGUUUAACCACCCCUGUGGCUGCUUCUGUGAGCCUGUGCCAGGGGAGCCCAACAAGACCCACCUGGUCACGUUCUUCCAGACCGACCUCAGCGGCUACCUCCCGCAGAGCGUGGUGGACUCCUUCUUCCCCCGCAGCAUGGCCGGGUUCUACACCAACCUGGAGAAAGCCGUGAAGACUUUGUACGACUGACGUUUGCACUUGCUAGCCAAGGACUCCCGGACCUCACUGCAGAACCCCGAUGCCGGGGAACCAGAGAGCUCCGAGGGCCAGUCUUCACCCUAUGGGACCUGCUUGGAGACUGCUCAUCUCGGCGGAGAAACCGGUGGGAGUGGCCCCCGCCACCCCGCUCCCCGCUCCGGGCCGGCUUCGGGAAGUCGCUCCUUGACCCUGGUUGGCCGCAGACCCCAAGGGGUGCGCUCCGGUCUGAGACCUGUGUGUGCCAGUCACCGCCAGAGGCCUCCUGCCCCCGCCGGUUAGAAAGGACCCCCACUGAGGCCGAAAGCCAGGCCCUGCUGCCUGGUUCGCACCCAGUGCCCUCCGACCUGAUCACAUGGCCCCAGGUUUUCCCCCUUGAAAAAAUAACAGCUUGGAAAAUACUCUUUUAACAAAUGAGCUGAGCAUUGGGGAAAAAUACAUUCGAUAUUUCUUCUGGU